This is a messenger RNA of Talaromyces stipitatus ATCC 10500, 2302 nucleotides long. Its product is annotated as serine/threonine protein kinase (Nrc-2), putative. Gene Ontology annotation, biological process: protein phosphorylation. Bases 1 to 1959 code for a protein of 652 amino acids. NCBI's taxonomy places the organism in Eukaryota, Fungi, Ascomycota, Eurotiomycetes, Eurotiales, Trichocomaceae. Gene Ontology annotation, molecular function: ATP binding; protein serine/threonine kinase activity. The record is from RefSeq and is a predicted model, not a curated record. Gene Ontology annotation, cellular component: plasma membrane; nucleus; cytoplasm. The transcript has 4 exons.
AUGACGCAGUUAUUUACCUCUUCGCAUCCGUCACCCGUGCCGUCCGAAAAGCGCAACUUCCAUGGCCUCUCCCUUUCUUCCAAGAAACACGGCAACAACAAUGUCAACAACGGCAGUAACAAUAACAAUGAAUCCUCAACGAAUCACUUUCCAUCCAAAAUCAAGAACUUCUUCCGCAUCAACUCUUCAAGUAAUGUAGGGACGAACAAUGGCAACAAUUCGGACCGGGAAGGCAAGGACAACACCGGUUCCAACACCAGUCUUCAAAAGGGUGACUCGAAAUCAAAUUCCAAACAAUCUCGGUUUUUGCCUACUAUUGGUCGCAAUCGCUCGACUACCGUCGCAAGUGAAGGCAAUCCCUUAGACGACAGUCUCUCCCCGACAGCUCACGCCAACCCUUACUUUGCUCAUCAGGGUCAUCCCGCGCUUCGCCAUCGCAACGAGGGCUCCCUUCCAUCCACACCCCCUGAUGUACCCGAACUACAAGUGCAAGGAAUUCCUGCGUCUGAUCAAGCGACAACUGCCGGCAAGGAGGAGUUGGCACGCAAACUUCGCCGAGUAGCCUCUGCACCGAAUGCUCAGGGUCUCUUCGCCGAUGACAAGUCCGGAGAGCGGCCAAAGACAGCAGAAUUAGGUAAAGAGCCGUUGGUAGCAGAAGGAGGUAGCCAGACCAAAGUCGGUCUUGCGGAUUCGUCGGACGAAGCGCUUGCCGUUCCGGGUGUUGGACCAGAUGGGAAGGUGCCUCUUCCGGGUCAGAUUAGAGCGGCGUCCUCUGGCGCGUUUCGAAGAACAUACAGUUCAAACUCGAUCAAGGUGCGCAAUGUGGAGGUUGGUCCAGGGAGCUUUGACAAGAUCAAAUUGAUCGGCAAGGGAGAUGUGGGCAAGGUCUACCUGGUCCGAGAGAAGAAGUCCAACCGUCUCUACGCUAUGAAAGUGUUGAGCAAGAAGGAAAUGAUCAAACGUAACAAGAUUAAGCGGGCACUUGCUGAACAAGAGAUCCUGGCUACCAGCAACCAUCCCUUUAUUGUAACGCUAUAUCACUCUUUUCAAUCAGAGGACUAUUUGUACUUGUGUAUGGAGUACUGCAGCGGAGGAGAGUUUUUCAGAGCUUUGCAGACUCGACCUGGGAAAUGCAUCCCAGAAGACGAUGCCCGGUUCUAUGCGGCGGAGGUGACGGCAGCUUUAGAAUAUCUCCAUUUGAUGGGAUUCAUAUACCGCGACCUCAAGCCUGAAAAUAUUUUACUACAUCAAUCCGGUCAUAUCAUGUUGUCUGAUUUCGACUUGUCAAAACAAUCGGGACCAGGGGGAGCGCCCACGAUGAUUCUAGGACGCAAUGGUAAUGGACCUUCAUCUUUGCCGACAAUUGACACGAAAUCGUGUAUUGCCGACUUCCGAACGAACUCGUUUGUUGGAACAGAAGAAUACAUUGCGCCUGAAGUGAUUCAAGGCUGCGGUCAUACCAGUGCUGUCGACUGGUGGACUUUAGGGAUAUUGAUAUACGAGAUGUUAUAUGGUACCACGCCGUUCAAGGGGAAGAACCGUACUGCGACAUUUUCCAACAUUCUUCGAAAUGAAGUACCGUUCCCUGAACACGGUGGAGCACAGCAAAUUUCUAGUCUAUGCAAGUCUCUUAUUCGAAAGCUGCUUAUCAAAGACGAAACGAAACGACUUGGCGCGAGAGCAGGUGCCUCUGAUGUCAAAACACAUCCAUUUUUCCGAAAUACAUCAUGGGCUCUAAUCCGACAUAUGAAACCACCUAUGAUCCCUCAUCAAGGACGUGGCAUCGACACUAUCAACUUCCGCAAUGUUAAAGAGAGCGCUAGUGUGGAUAUUGGAGGUUCGACUAGUAAAAUGCCUGGUGUUCCAUUAGACUCGGGUCUGGCUACCCCAGGUGGUGAAAUAUCUGAUCCUUUCGAAGAAUUUAACAGCGUCACUCUACACCAUGAGGGCGACGAGUAACGACCGUUGCGCGGAUUCUGUUUCUAUGAUCACGAUGUCGAUUGUGUUUACAGAAAAGUUUCUUGACGACUGCAACUAUAACGACUAUUUGUCUUUGAAGCUGAUUGGGGUUCUUAGGUGUUGACGGAGUUUGGUUUAUUGGCUUGAUUGAUUGAUCACAUGGGCUUUUGCUUUUCUUUCCAUCUUGCAUUGCAUCUGCUUGUCAUGUUUCCGCUAGGAAUUUGUGUUUAAAUGCCUAUCGUAUUUGGUCUAUUUUCUGCAUGUCUCUAGGAUAUGCAUUCUUUUGUAUGAUGUUCAUAUAUUGCUGAUGUCUUUACAAGCGCAUACGAGAGCAUUAAGGGGA